UUUAUUAAAAUCAUAGCGAUGCUCUGUUUAUGUUUAAUUUGAGUUUUGUGUAUAAAAGCCGUUUGAUUUAUUUGGUGUAUCAUCAGAUUUUUGUUUGCUUUUCUUCAGUGAUCAUCUAAUUCAAAAUGUUCAAAAUUAUCCUCGUAACAGCCCUUUUGGGAUUUGCUGCUUCAGCAUCCAUUGAUUCAACUGCUGAGAUCCGUAGUUUUUCAAAUGUUCCAGCUGAUGCCGAGGGUAACUUUGCUUACUCAUUCGACACAACUAAUGGAAUCGCAGUUCAGGAGAGCGGUAACAUUGCCGGUGUAACUGGAGCUGCACAAUAUAUUUCCCCAGAAGGAAUUCCAGUUCAAAUCACUUACAAGGCUGAUGAAAACGGAUACCAACCAUCUGGUGACCUUUUGCCAAUCUCACCACCAAUUCCAGAGGCUAUUGUCAGGGCACUUGCAUACAUUGCUGCCCAUCCCUCACAAGAAGAACGUGGACAAAAAUUGAUUGUCAAAUCAAUUCCAUUCAAAGGAUAAAAAUAUUAUGAUAAGUUAAAAAGUUUUUAAUCGAAAAUUCUAGUCAACUGUGUUGUUAAAUGAAAUGAAUGAAUGAAAAUAAACUCUUCUACUAUAUUGUAGAAUAACGAUAAAGACCA
This is a messenger RNA of Eupeodes corollae, 640 nucleotides long. RefSeq names its product pupal cuticle protein Edg-78E-like. The record is from RefSeq and is a predicted model, not a curated record. Lineage: Eukaryota; Metazoa; Arthropoda; Insecta; Diptera; Syrphidae. The transcript is spliced from 2 exons. The coding region runs from base 126 to 521 and encodes 131 amino acids. Gene Ontology annotation, cellular component: chitin-based extracellular matrix. Gene Ontology annotation, molecular function: structural constituent of chitin-based larval cuticle.